AUGGCUCAACUACUAAACAGUGAAACUCAAUAUUUUUUUGACCUAACGGACAAAAAGUGGUGGGUUCUCCCUAAAUCUGAGGAUGAGUGGAAGGAAUUGUCCAAUGACGAGGCUUACAAACUCGGUUUAUUCAGGGCGGUACUCUCCCAGGAGUGCGACUUCAUAGACACUGACGUCUCCCAGUACAUUUCGACCGUUUCUGACAUCGUCAAGGAGCUUGACGACAAAUUUAACCUAAGAAAGGUCAGCUCGAGCGAAAACGGGCAGAACGAGUCUAAGCAGCUGAUAAACAGGAUCAGGAGUAGGGACUUUUUAAGUGGAUCUGAGGAAGCUGAGAAGGCAAAAAAGACGGAACAAAACGUCAGAUUCAAGGAGGAGCCCAAAGGUGCAGUCGAGUCAGAUUUAAACUUUGACUCAACGCCUGAUUUAUCCAAGCAAAGCUCGGGAAUAGACCAGCCUCAGAAAAAGGGAGAGAACGAGGGCUCUGAAAACCUUCUGAGCCAAAUAAACAACUUAAUAGCAAGCACAUCGCAAAUGAAGCAGAUCUGCAAGGCGAAGGAGCUCUCAGCUCAAAACAAGGCUAAUGCUCCGACGGUGAGGAGCACCGCCAGGCAUCUCACGUACGUCAACAACGGGGGUCUGGCAGGGUGCCUCAAGACAGUCGCAGAGGAAAGGAAGAAGAUGAGCAACACCAAAAAAGUCGUCUCCCAGUCCCAAAACUCGCAGUUGCAGGAGAUGAUCCAGAGGGCGAAGGCCAUGGCGGCGAAGACAAUGGACGAGGUCAAGGAGCCUGAGCAGCCUGCAGCCCUCAAAAAGGCGCCCCAGCCUAAAAAAACACAAUUGCGAAGCAACGCCAAACGAUACACGACCGUGUUCAGUAAGUUUCCGAAUACACAAGGAGGUUUAGGGUCCGACGAGCUCAAGGAGUUGCGAAUGAACCAUCCCCUCCCGGACGUGAAGUUCGAGGCGUCAUCCGAGGAAGAUUCGGACGAGGAAGGUAAAAAGAGGACCAAGCAGACGACCCUGAAGGACAGGAAUCAAACACAGGGGGUGACCAGGCGUUCUACACUAGGAAGAUAG
Theileria orientalis strain Shintoku is the source of this 1080-nucleotide messenger RNA. RefSeq lists its product as hypothetical. The record is from RefSeq and is a predicted model, not a curated record. The transcript has 2 exons. NCBI's taxonomy places the organism in Eukaryota, Apicomplexa, Aconoidasida, Piroplasmida, Theileriidae. Bases 1 to 1080 code for a protein of 359 amino acids.